Salvia miltiorrhiza (redroot sage) is the source of this 1819-nucleotide messenger RNA. RefSeq lists its product as uncharacterized. The record is from RefSeq and is a predicted model, not a curated record. NCBI's taxonomy places the organism in Eukaryota, Viridiplantae, Streptophyta, Magnoliopsida, Lamiales, Lamiaceae. Gene Ontology annotation, molecular function: nucleic acid binding; zinc ion binding. The transcript has 3 exons. The coding region runs from base 521 to 1585 and encodes 354 amino acids.
UAUUAAUUAAUAAAUUUGUUGGGCCUUAUUUUAUUUAAGGAUUUUGAAUUGCCUUCAAUUAAUUAAAUUGGGCUUUCUUAUUUUUAAUUAAUUGAACUAUUAUUAGUUUGAUUAAUUUAUUUAAAGGAUAAUUUUCAUAAUAAUAUUAUAUUAUUAUUAUGUGCAUAUUUUAAGUAAUUACUUAUUAUAUGUUAAGCAUGACAUGAUUUGCAUUAUAUUUUGCAAUAAGAAUAUUUAUGAUUUAAUUGGUUUUAUUAUAAUUUCAAUUAUUAAAGAAAGAUGAGUAAGAAUAUUGUUGGUGUUCUUAACUCAAGAGAAAUAUUUUCAAUUAUUUAUUCAUUAAAUUUUGAAAACCCGGCUAAGUGAAUCAUAGAAUAUUAAGCACUUCACUAUGACUUAAGAUUAGAUUCAGGAGACCUAUUAAGAUUAUAGAUUUCUUGUAGGCUUUGUGGAUCGUGAGGACUAGCACUGCUAUACCAAUUCAGAGUUAAGAAUAAACGACAGGCUUUGCCUAUUCAGAAUGGAAGGUGCACCAAGAGGACGUGGUAGAGGGCGCGGACGUGGCCGUGGGCGCGGUAGGGGAUUUGUACCCGAAGAGCCUAUUCCACAAGUAGCACCAAAUCGCACAGCCGAGGAAAAGUUUCGCAAGGAAAAACCUCCAACGUUUGAUGGAUUGGGCGAACCUGCGGAUGCCGAGAAAUGGGUUAGGGCAAUAGAACGGAUCUUCAACUACAUCCGUUGUGACGAUGAGGAUAAAGUGGCAUGCGCAACUUAUCAGUUGGUGGACGAAGCUGACUUUUGGUGGGAGUCAGUGAGGCGGACUAUGACUGACGAACAGUGGGAGAAUUUCACAUGGGAAGAAUUCAAGGCUGAAUUGUAUGAGAAGUAUAUACCAGGAUGUUACCGACAAAAGAAACAGAACGAGUUUUGGAAUUUGAGACAGAAAACGGGAACUGUGACCGAGUAUGAUAGAGCCUUCAAUCAGCUAUCAAGAUAUGCUCCGACGUUGGUGGACAGCGAUGAGAAACGCGCAGAGAAGUUCAGAAACGGACUGCAUCACGAGAUAGCGAUUUCCCUAGCAAGUCAAGGGGGUCUCACCUACGCGCAGACAUUGAGUAGAGCCCUCACUAUUGAGUCAUUGUUGCCAAGGGAGAAAGGAAAAUCCCCCGAACAGUUUGGAUUUGUACCAUCUCAAGAUGGUAGUAAGGGAAAGAGAAAAUGGAAUGAAGGGACUGGUGGAAACAUUGGAAAUGGGAAGAAACCAUGGACGGCAAAUCAAAAUCAGAAUCAACAUCAGAACCCACAACCUCAAGCAAUAGUUCAAACUCCUUGCCCAAAAUGUCAAAAACUCCAUCCGGGAGAAUGUCUGAAAGGAAUGAACGUCUGCUAUAACUGCGGAGAGGCCGGGCAUUAUGUCUCGACAUGCCCAAAGAAGGGAGGAGGAGCACCCCAACAACAAAAUCCUGGAAACCAACAACGACAAAACCAAGGUCCUAGAGGAAAUCAGAACCAACCACGAUACGCUAGGGCCUAUGCCCUUAACCAACACCGAGCAGCAGGAGAUCACGGAAACCUGGCAGGUUGAUUGGUCGGUGCUGACGGGGCAGAGCUGAGGCUAGGGUUCAACUCCGUAUUUUGUCUUCCGCUGUUGCACUAGCUCUUAUUUGUCUUUUAUUUCUCCAACUUAAGACUUUUAUGUUAAAUUCUGAAUUAUGUUUCUUAUCGAGCUUAAACUCUCAACUUCUAGCUCUAUGUUAUUAACGUUGGUUAUCGGAAGCAUGAAACCGAACUUGUGAUCCUAAGGCUUAGAAUGUUGUUG